UUAUCAUCCACCCCCACCUUUUCUCUCUGAAUUCCUCUUGGCCACAGGAAUUUGGAGAGUCUGCUUCAGUAAAUAGAGCAACAUAAACUUAAUCAAAGUGAAAAUGGACUACACCAUGAUUUUUAUAAUAGUGCUUCUUUCUUCUACAUCAGCAUAUGCUCAAACUGCUGUAUCUCCAUCUCUAAGCCCGACUCCUGCGCCAGCCCCGGCUCCAGAUUUCGUAAACCUCACAGAUUUACUUACUGUGGCUGGUCCAUUCGACACCUUCCUUAACUACCUUGAGUCCACCAAAGUCUUACAAACUUUCCAAAACCAGGCCAACAACACUGAAGAAGGAAUCACCAUCUUUGUACCAAAAGAUGGAGCCUUCUCAUCUCUCAAAAAGCCCUCUCUCUCCAACCUCACUAGCGACCAGCUUAAAUCGCUCUUCCUUUUCCAUGCCUUGCCACAUUACUACACUCUAGCAGACUUCAAGAACCUGAGCCAAAUGAGCCCUGUUAGCACAUUUGCUGGUGGAUCAUAUACUUUGAAUUUUACAGAUGUGUUUGGGACUAUCCACCUCGGUACAGGAUGGACUAACACAAAAGUGAGUAGUAGUGUGCAUUCGACUGAUCCAGUUGCAGUUUAUCAGAUUGACAAGGUUCUUCUUCCGGAAGCAAUCUUUGGCACCGAUAUACCUCCAACCCCUGCUCCAGUACCAGCUCCUGAUAUUGCCCCAGCUGCAGAUACUGUAUUGGAGAAAGGUGGAAGCGGGUCAUCUCCAACAUCUUCGCAUCCAUCAACUUCUUGUAGGAUUGUCGGCUUCGGUAUUUUGAAUCACCUAAUUUUGGCAAUCUCAGGUGGACUGUUCUUGUUCUUAUUCACGAUACUUGCAGUACUCAUCUCCAAAGAGGCCUUUGUUUCUGAUCUGGCCAGCCCUCCGUUCCACUGA
This is a messenger RNA of Ilex paraguariensis (yerba mate), 931 nucleotides long. Lineage: Eukaryota; Viridiplantae; Streptophyta; Magnoliopsida; Aquifoliales; Aquifoliaceae. The record is from the annotation of a GenBank genome assembly.